AUGAUUCCCACGGACUCUGUCCUCGCGGCAAUCGCUUCCCGUCAUCCUCUGGGUGGCCUGGGGCCGCAGUCUUCCUCGGAGCAGCAAGCCAACUUGACGCCCCAGGCCCGAAGACCCGCGCCUUUCCCCGCUUGGAGUGUUAUUGACGACGCAAAGCACAAAGCAGAUGUAUUUGCCAAGGAGGCAUCGCGAGAAUUCGAUAUGGCGAGCGAGACCGCUCAGAGCAAGACGGGCAAGAUCGAGCCCUGGACACCCAAGUAUUAUGCAGCUUGCAUUUUCGGUGGUAUGAUGGCCUGCGGCCUGACUCACACUGCGGUCACUCCUCUCGAUCUGAUUAAAUGCCGUCGCCAGGUUGACCCGAACCUCUACCGCAGCAACCUGCAGGCGUUCUCCACAAUUCGUUCUGUUGAGGGUCUUCGUGGAGUGUUCACCGGUUGGGGCCCCACAUUCUUCGGCUACAGUGCCCAAGGAGCAUUCAAGUACGGCGGCUACGAGUUCUUCAAGAAAUUCUACAGUGACCUCGUCGGCCAGGAGAAUGCCAUCAAAUGGAAGACCUCCAUCUACCUGACUGCCAGUGCCUCGGCUGAAUUCAUCGCUGACGUAGCUUUGUGCCCCUUCGAGUCGGUCAAGGUGCGCAUGCAGACGACCAUCCCACCCGAAGUCAAGGGCACUUUCAGUGGUAUCUCUUCUGUGGUCGCCAAGGAGGGCGUGUCCGGCUUGUAUAAGGGUUUGUACCCACUCUGGGGCCGCCAGAUCCCCUACACCAUGAUGAAGUUUGCCUCGUUUGAGACGAUCGUCGAGAUGAUCUAUAACAGGCUGCCGGGAAAGAAGUCAGACUAUAACAAGGGUGCCCAGACUGCAGUUGCGUUCACCGCUGGAUACCUGGCUGGUAUCUUGUGUGCUGUGGUGUCGCACCCAGCCGAUGUGAUGGUCAGCAAGCUCAAUGCCAAUCGCCAGGCUGGCGAGGCAUUUGGCGCCGCCAUGAACCGCAUCUAUGGAGACAUCGGAUUCCGGGGACUGUGGAACGGACUGCCCGUCCGUAUUGUCAUGGUCGGAACCUUGACUGGUCUGCAGUGGAUGAUCUACGACUCUUUCAAGAUCUUUAUGGGCUUGCCCACCACUGGUGGAUCCGCCGAGGACAAGAAAAAGGUACAGUAG
This is a messenger RNA of Penicillium maclennaniae, 1158 nucleotides long. RefSeq names its product putative mitochondrial phosphate carrier protein. The record is from RefSeq and is a predicted model, not a curated record. The transcript is spliced from 6 exons. NCBI's taxonomy places the organism in Eukaryota, Fungi, Ascomycota, Eurotiomycetes, Eurotiales, Aspergillaceae. Gene Ontology annotation, biological process: mitochondrial phosphate ion transmembrane transport. The coding region runs from base 1 to 1158 and encodes 385 amino acids. Gene Ontology annotation, cellular component: mitochondrial inner membrane. Gene Ontology annotation, molecular function: phosphate transmembrane transporter activity.